GUAGAAACACAACUCAUGGAAAGUCAAAAAGAAAAUGUGCUUAUUAAUGACCUUGAACUAGAGCAAGUUGAAGAAGCAGCUGCUGCUAAGGAAGAACUGAGCAGUUACAGAGAAAAAGCAGAAAAACUUCAGCAAGAACUAGCAAUAAAAGAAGCAAGUCUGACACAUCUUGAGGAAGACCUGUGCAAAGUCAAAGAGAAUCUAGUUCAAGCAGAAGAGAGGCUUGCAAGUUACAUGAGAAAGGACAAGGAAAUGGCAAAAACUGAGAGCAAAAAGGAUGCAGAAAUAUUGUGUGAUUUGUCAACCAGUGAGUCUACUCUAAUUAGAAAAAGCUCAUCAUCGCAAACAGACAAGACUGUGGAAAUCAACAGCUGUAUCCAGACUUCACCAGUCCUUGUUAAAAAUGCAGAAGUCCAAAUUGAUUUGCAAAAUGGAUGUUCUUCAGAAGAGAUUGCAGAGAUCAUAAGAGAAUUUACUGAAAAAAUCGACCAAAUGCAAGAACUCCACGCUGCUGAAAUCAUGGACAUGGAGACAAGGCAUAUCUCUGAAUCUGAAGCAUUAAAGAGAGAGAAAUUUGUUGCAGUUCAGGGAAUCCCAGUUUCUGGAUUAGCACAUUCUCCACCGUAUCAAGCUAGAGAUGGAGGUUCUAGUGACUCCAGUUCAGACUGGAGUCAAGGAAUGUGUCUUGCUCAGACCCAGGGAUCUGACGUGAUAUCUGAAGGAGUAGAUGAAGGUGAAACUUCAACAGAUGUACUUCCAAAAAAAAUUAAGGGUUUGCUGAGAGCAGUCCAUCAUGAAGGCAUACAGGUGCUCUCUCUCACUGAAUUUCCAUAUGGUGAAAGAGAGAUGCCACCUCUUAAGCAAGAGCCAGAAUCUUGGCUUGAGGAAAGGAAAGCUUUUCUGAGCACCAUUUCAUCUUUGAAAGACCUAAUUGCAAAAAUGCAACUUCAUAGAGAAGCUGAGAUUUAUGCAAGUAGUGAAUCUCCUGAAGGUGUCUCAGACUGGCGAGGAGAACUUCUGCGUGCUAUUCAACAGCUUUUUGUGGGAGAACAAAACGUGCUUCUUGCUGCGUUUCAAACUGAACUUGCAGAACUGGGCACAAGAGAUGCAGUGAUAUUGAUGAAUCAGUUAGAGCACAGGCUACAAGAGCAGGCUACUAACCAGAGAGCAGCAAUGGACUGUCUUCAGAAUGCAGACAGAAGAAGUUUGCUGAUGGAGAUUCAAGUAUUACAUGCUCAGAUGAACAGUAAGAAAAAUAAUCCAAAGAGAGAACAAGAGAUUGAUUCAAAAAGCCAAGAAAUGCUGGAGUACAAUGUGCAGCAGAAGCAGUCACAGAUAUUGGAGAUGCAAGUGGAGCUCCGGAGUAUGAAGGACAGAGCAGCUGAGCUUCAGGAACAGCUGAAUUCGGAGAGAAUGAUGGGUGCUGAGCUGAAGAAUGAACUUGCACAAGCCAAACUAGAGCUUGAAACAACCCUAAAAGCACAGCACAAGCACUUCAAGGACCUAGAAACCAUCAGGACCGAAGUUAAAGAAAAAGCAGCUGAGCUAGAUAUUCUUAAGGAUACAAUGGCCAGUGAACAGAAAAAAUCAAGAGAGCUACAGUGGGCUUUGGAAAAGGAAAAAGCUAAAAUGAAACGCAGUGAGGAAAGAGGAAGAGAAGAGCUUGAGGAUUUAAAAUUUUCACUUGAAGAUCAAAACCAAAAGAACUUGCAGUUAACUAAACUUUUGGAGCAAGAGAAACAGCUGUCAACUGAUCUGCAACAGAAAAUUGAAUCCCAAGAAGCACUCAGUGCUGCCCAGCUGUCACGUGAACGAGGCCGUAAUUCUGAGUUGCAGGUGCUUCUUGAAUCAGAGAAGGUUCGAGCUCUCGAAAUAAGCAGUGCCCUAGAAAGGGAAAAAGAGCUAUGUGCUCAGCUUCAAAGUGCUGAAGAUAAGGGGCAAGCUGGAACACCUAAUCCAUCUGAGGAAUUACUUAAAGAGCUACAGAAACAAAUGGAUGAAAAGCAUGACCGUAUAGUGGAGUUAGUAAGUGAGAUGGAGAAGUAUAAACUGGAAUCUGUGCAAGUGAGACAGCAAAUGGAAAAAGAAAGGCAGAUCCAGAGGAAAGCAUUACAAGCAGAACAAGAUGCUAACAUAACAGCACAGAAGAAACUCCAUGAACUGGAGUCCAAAGUAGAAGACCUUCAGUGGCAACUUGGAGAAAAGAAGCAAGAAGUUCAUAAAUUAGGGAAUGAAAUAAAGAAGUUGCAGGAAAUAAUCCAAGAAGUACAGAAAAAAGAGCAGGAGAAUGAAGGAAGAAAAGAAGCCGAAAGGACACCAAGCCACAAUCCAAAUGAGACUACCUGGGAUACACCCAAUGACAGAACAAGAAAUUGGGUUCUCCAGCAAAAAAUGGAAGGAGCCGAGACAAAUGAGUCAACCUACCCCACGCUGACGGGAGGAGGAGAUCUCUCUGCUGCUACUGAAAUUCUGGAAAAUGUCAGACAAAAGCUGCAAAACGCAUCUCCAAAGCUGAAGCAGUUGGCUCGGAAAGCCUCUAGCAGAUUACAGUUUGAAAAAGCAGAUGAUCAAGACUUCAUUGCAAUACAAAAUGCUAUUGAAGAAGUUAUUUUAGAGCUGCAAAAACUGCCUGGAUUGUCCUGUCUGGACGAGCUGAAGCUCAUGCUACCUCCGGGGACUCCAUCUAGCUCAUUGACUGAGAGGCUGCUGAGACAGAACGCUGAGCUGACAGGCUUUGUCAGCAGACUGAGUGAAGAAAAGAAUAAUUUGAGGAACGCUGUUAUGAAACUGGAGGAAGAACUGAGAAGAUACCAGCACAGACAACCUUCUGGAGACUACUCUUCUAGACGCUCAUCGGAUGUUGGAAUUAAUAUCGAUACUCUUGUUGCCUCUGAGAAGGAAAUUUGGAACAGAGAAAAGCUGUCACUGCAGAAAUCUUUGAAACAAGCCGAUGCGGAGCUCUCCAAGCUGCGAGCAGAGCUCAGGAGCGAAGCUUUCCUCAGAGAACUGGGGUCAGAUUCUGAAAAUGCUGUUUUAAGGAGGGUUUAUGGCAAAUACCUACGGGCAGAGAGCUUUCGGAAAGCUCUCAUAUAUCAGAAAAAAUAUUUGCUGCUGUUACUAGGCGGAUUCCAGGAGUGCGAAGAAGCCACGCUGGCCCUCAUUGCACGAAUGGGUGGACAGCCUUCCUACACAGACCUCGAAAUCAUCACACAUCAUUCAAAGGGUUUUACAAGAUUUCGCUCUGCAGUCAGAGUGUCCAUUGCAAUUUCAAGAAUGAAGUUCCUGGUCCGUCGAUGGCACAGAGUUACAGGUUCUGGUAUACUAAGUAUCAAUAGGGAUGUCUUUAGCCAGAACACAGGUAAUGAAUUACGGCCUGAUUCAUUCUCUGGUGGCAUGGAUCUUUAUGGAGAACAAAGGCAUUCCUAUAGAUCCAGGUUCCACGGUAUGCAUGCUGAUUUAAACCCAGUCUCUUUCGCCUGUUCUCAACUGCAGAACUAUGAUCCUGAAAGAGCUUUAACAGAUUACAUCCAUCGGCUGGAGGCACUACAAAGGCGACUUGGCAGCGUGCAGUCAGGUUCGACUUCAUACACUCAGUUGCACGCGGGUAUGAGAAGAUAAUAAUACCCUUCCAACAUCUCCACCACUGGCAGUGAUGUUAAUGGAUUGCCUUCUGUAAAUCUGUGCUCUUUCUGUGCUUUUGUAUAAUGUGUAUAUUGUGGGACCAAUAUGAACACAGCUAUACGAAUGUAUACAGUUCCAUCCUGACACACCCACGCAGACUGGGAUUUAUGUAUAUAGGCCCUUUGUGUUCAUGAAAAAAAAAAAACAAAACCAAAAAAACCCCACCAUUAAAUGACAUGUAUAUUUGUGGAAUGCUAAUUUAAAUGAUUAACUUAUGAAGUGUGUAUUUAUCAGAAGGGUGCAAAGAUGAUACCUGUGUAUUAAUGAAAUUGAGCUACAUUCAGCAAAGUUUACUUGCACUUUUUCUGUCAAGGCUACUGAAGUUACAUGACUCGUAAUAUUUGCUACUGGCAGUGCAGACAGAAUAUCACUCGUAGAGACCUAUUUUUGUAAUGGUAGAAGUUUUGAAUUUUAUGGGUAUUUUGUCAAAGUACUGAAAUAAAGAUGACUUCAUGCUU
Molecule: messenger RNA, 4139 nt
Organism: Fulmarus glacialis (Northern fulmar)
Lineage: Eukaryota; Metazoa; Chordata; Aves; Procellariiformes; Procellariidae
Gene: AKAP9
Product: A kinase (PRKA) anchor protein 9
Exons: 19
Biological process (GO): signal transduction; regulation of Golgi organization; regulation of ventricular cardiac muscle cell membrane repolarization
Cellular component (GO): synaptic membrane; Golgi stack; cis-Golgi network
Molecular function (GO): protein kinase A regulatory subunit binding; potassium channel regulator activity; molecular adaptor activity
Source: RefSeq, a predicted model, not a curated record